Messenger RNA from Chondrus crispus (carragheen), 4103 nucleotides. RefSeq names its product Sel1-repeat containing protein. Gene Ontology annotation, molecular function: protein binding. The coding region runs from base 1 to 3315 and encodes 1104 amino acids. The transcript has 2 exons. The record is from RefSeq and is a predicted model, not a curated record. NCBI's taxonomy places the organism in Eukaryota, Rhodophyta, Florideophyceae, Gigartinales, Gigartinaceae.
AUGUUACCCCCCGCAACCCAUGUCUUCCCCUCGCUCGUGGGCGUCGCCCGCAAGUCAGUCCUCACAGCCUGGUACAAUUUCGCCACUGCCUUAGACGAGGGCCUCGGCACCCAUCGCUCUGCAAUUGAAGCAGCAAGCUUCUUCUCCCGUGCCGCAUCUGCAGACCAUCUCCCCUCUAUUAUCCGCCUAGCUGCGCUGUACGAAGCCGGCCUCGGCGUUGAACAGGAUCCCACUCGCGCCUUCAGCCUCUACGCCCGCGCUGCAGCUCUUGGGUCCGUCCAGGGCACAGUCGCCCUCGCCCGUCUGUACCGCCACGGGAGAGGCGUGCACAAGGAUGUCAACCGCGCCGUCCAGCUGUUUCGCUCGGCGAUUGACUGUGAUUGCAACGACGCCCGCGUCGACCUGGCGGAAUGCUACAUCGCCGGGGCAGGCGUCCAGAAGAGCUCCGCGGAGGCCAUCGCUUUGUACAGAGCGGCCGCGGCGAAGGGCUCGCAACUGGCAAAAGUCCGCCUGGCAGAGUGCUUGCAAUCUGGCACGGGCGGCGCCGCACCGGAUGAUAAGGCUGCUUUCGAAGGCUAUUGGGAAGCCGCUUGUGAGGGAGAAAAGGAAGCCUUCUUUCCGCUAGCAGACUGUUUUGAUAAGGGCGCUGGCGUUGAACAGUGUCUUGAAAGCGCAUUUGAGUGGUAUUUCCGCGCUGCGGAUAUUGCUGAUGAUCCUCGUGCCAAGCAUAUUGUCGCCGAUUUCUACUUUGACGGCGUCGUUGUCCAGAAGAGUUACACGGAUGCGGUGAAAUACUACAAACAGAGCGCGGGCGCGGGGCUCGCUGCUGCGAAAACUGCUCUGGCUGAUUGUUAUCUUACCAGUUCGGGCGUCAAUCGAGAUGAAAAGCGCGCUACGGAGCUGUAUCUCGCCGCUAUGGAAAGCGCCUACGCGGACGCCUUUGUUGGCAUGGCCGAGUGUUACUUGGAUGGCGUGGGAGUCGACGCUGACGAGGGAAAGGGCUUGUAUUUGUUUGAACGUGCCAUCAAUAGCGGCAGUUUGCGCGCGCACUCAGCCCUUGCCGAGCGUUUCUUCUACGGUAUCGGAUGUGAGAAGGACGUUGCGCGAGCGGCUUCACAUUACAGAAAGGCUGCGGACGGUGGCUCGGUUCCGGAUCAAUUCGCCAUCGCGAAGUGCUACUUUCAGGGCGUUGGUGUGGCGCAAGAUUACACAACUGCUGUGGAGUACUUUCGAAAAGCUGCAAAAGGCGGUUGCGUUUCUGCGGCGGUCCGUCUCGCACAUUGCCUAAUGGGUGGGAAAGGUGUCCCAGAAGAUCCCGUCAAGGGCCGCGAACUGUACGAAAAGGUAAUGAAAUUGGGCGACAGCGAGGCAAAACUCAGUCUAGCUCAUUGUUACAGGCUGGGUAAAGGCUGCAUUUUGAACCUUAGCCACGCGAGAAACCUGCUUCUAGAAUUGUCUGAAUCGGACCACCCAAUUGCCACAAGGCACCUCGCCAUGUUCUACUCGAGGGGACUAGGUGUGAAGCAAGACUAUGCCAAGGCAGCUUCUCUUUAUGAGAAGGCAUCUCGCAUGGGCGACGUUGUUUCGAAAAGAUGCUUAGGGAAGCACUAUAGACUCGGUUUGGGUGUAGAGACAAAUAUGACCAAGGCUAUGGACCUCUACAAAGAAGCAGCGCUAAAGGGGGACAUUGCGGCCUUGGUGAACGUGGCCUUGAUGUACGAUCGCGGUUGUGAGAUUGAGCGCUCUGUUGAGGGGGCACUUUUAUACUACGAACGAGCAUACAAGCUCGGAAAGGAAACGUUACGGGGGAACAUCUAUACAUGUUAUGCUAAUGCUUCUAGCAAUGAGAAUAUUGCGAAAGGCGAGUUGGGAUUUCUACAGGAUAUGUACAUCAAGGGUCAUAGGAACAUAGCGAAACGCCUUGCGUAUGUGUAUUACUAUGGCCGUGGGAUUCCAGUGUAUCCGGCAAGAGCUAUAUCGCUUCUUGAGGAGGCCUUGAAAACGCGGGAGUCUGAUUCUGUUAAGGAGCUCUUAGGACUUUUUCUUGUCGAAGGGCGGGGUAUUCCAAAGAAUUUGCUGAAAGGUUCCGUCUUGUUGUCGGAGGCAUGUAAGUCGAAUAGAGCGAGUGCAAAAGCAACGCAGGGUCUUUGCCAAGUGAGAGGGCUGCUCGGAGGUGACCCUCAGAAAGGCGUAAGCCUUCUCGAGGAAGCUGCUGAAGAUGGGUCCACCCGGGCGUGCGUUUUGCUAGGCGAUUAUUUCUAUCAUGGUCGCUUUGAGCAAGAGAAGGGAAAGAAUACAUUACUGGAAACGAAGCCAGAUUUAGAAAAGGCGAUAUCUUACUAUAAGAAAGGCAGCACAUGUCCAGCUGCUCUAUACCGCCUCUCUAUGUGUUAUGGAAAGGGUCUAGGAGUUACCAUGUCGCAAGAUCAGGCCUCGGGGUUUUUGAGGACGGCAGCGAAAAUGGGAUGUGCUCAUUCUCAAUCCGCUCUUUGCCCAUACCUGGAGGAUGGGGUUCAUGGUUUGACCCAAGACAUGAAAAUGUCACUUGCGUAUCACGAAAAUGCGGUUGCGAGGCUGUCAGGGCAAAGGAAAGGGCGAGUAAUGUACAACUUCGGACUUUUUCUUGAGAAGCACGGCCAAGAGCUAAAAUACUUUUCUUCGCCAGCCGAAAGGGACGAGAAAUUGAAGCAAUUGUUUCAAGGAGCGUCAGAGGAAGGAACUGGACAAGCGACGAACGAUCUUGCGAUAUUGCUGGAACGAAGAGUAAACGCAGACAACGAAGAAGACGAAACAUCAGCGACAAGCGAGGCAUUCGGGAUGUUCCUAGAGGCAUCAGAAACGGGAAUAAUUCGGGCUGAAACUAACGUCGGCAUCUGCUACGAAAUGGGAAUAGGGACAUAUGGCGACAUGACAAAAGCCAAGCAUUACUACGAAAGAGCAGCACUGCGUGGGGAUGCCAUGGCGGAGAACAAUCUCGCACUACUACUCGAGGAGGCUCAGGAAUAUGGGCGGGCUGUAGCACUGCUAACGAAAGCGGCUUCUGCAGGGGACUCCAAUGCGAUGGUCAAUUUGGGGCGGUUUCACGAGAAGGGCCAAGAAAUGGCGGUGAGUUCGGAAUCGGCUGUUAAGCUGUACACGCAGGCUGCAGAACUGCAGAAUUCGGACGGAAUGUUUAACUUAGCGUCCUGUCAUGAAUUUGGGAUCGGUGCAAACAAGCAUCGAGAGCGGGCGCUUGACUACUACAAGCAGGCUGCGAAGAGAGGACACACAAGAGCAAGAGAGCGACUAAAACUAUUCGAGAAUGAUGGGGAUUGAUCCAUUGAUGGUCUGGAGCUCGCUGACUAGAUAACAGUAUUUAACCCGGUAUCACUGAGUAUCGAAAAGGCUUGGUGCGUUCUAUCGGUGAUGUACCUUGCCCUCGAAUAGCCUGGCCGGUGCUUGGGGAAAGCAGACGAAAGGUGCGGUCGACAACUUGUCUUCAUGUGAAUACGGGCAAUUGUUGCCAAGGAGUUUGUGUUUCAGACGGUUUCAAGUGGUUCCGAUUGGUUAGGCCAUAUCGACGUUCUGCAAUUCCAUUGGAUGCCACAGCUUAUUGCGAUAAAUGAUUGGCUCAGAGGGCAAGCAUUUCUCGGUAUCGUGCAUCUCAGGUGGAUCCGGUUUAAUGUUAUCUGCCGCCCAGAGGGCUUAGCAGAGCUGAGGCGAAUCCUGGGUGUUCCAGACCUGGUCGUCUACAUGGUCGACGGUAUGGAAACUGUUACCGCUUCCACACUCAAACGACUACUCUCGACAGAAGGACGGGCUGGCAACAUUGUGAUAUGUCCGACGAUUUGUUGAACUUGAUCAGAUCCUCACACAGUGGACCGCGUUGCACUUGCUACCCUUCUCAACAACUGCGCAUCCGCAGACUAUUUUACAUGUAUCAAUUGAUCUAGACGACAUCUAUGAUCUAUGAGUGAAACAGUGGAGAAAGGCAUGACAGCCGUGGUGCUGUGAACGUUCUUGUGCCGUUUCAUCAUCACUAUCGAAAAACACCUCACGAAAGUCCGGAAGACAACCGCCGCGCUCCAUCUCAUCAACGAAUAAAUACAACAUGGCCGUCCUAA